This is a messenger RNA of Porites lobata, 4179 nucleotides long. The record is from the annotation of a GenBank genome assembly. NCBI's taxonomy places the organism in Eukaryota, Metazoa, Cnidaria, Anthozoa, Scleractinia, Poritidae.
GGGAGAAAACCUUACUACGUAGGACUUCAAGAGCUACCGGCAAGCCUGAGAGAAUUCCUUGCUGAGGCCUAUGCCUUCUUCACGAGUUCACACCAACUGGAGAGAGCAGGACAGCGUGUGUCCCUUACCACCUACGGAAAAGCCCAGGAGCGGAUCUUGUGUGAGUACUGUCUUUUUAUUUCUUUAAAAUACGAUUCCGAGAGAAACGUGGCACAAACCCGUGUUUGCCUUCUUAAGUUAGAGUAGUGAAGGAAAGAAGAAUCAGGGGGCACCCAACGAUUGUUUUCUGUAAAAUAUCUGUUCAGAGAAGAAUAUAAUGCCUAGAAUUUUGUGUUGCUUGAGGACGGCUAAAAAUUUCUAGAUGACAGUUGCGUUCUUGUACAAUUUCUGAAACUUAUCCAAUAAAUUCAAGUGCUAUUUCACACAUUUUUUUUUGGAGGAACAAGUACCUCAGGGAAUCAUGAUCCUACUAGUUUGGCCUACUCAAGUUUGGUGGCCACAACUGCUGAAAAUGUUAAUUGCAAUCCCAUUACCGGUAGUCUUGCCGAAGCAGGAGGACCUACUUUCACUAUCACACUCUCCUUAAACACUACAACCCUUAAGGAGGAAAUUGACUAUGCUGGCAUGUCUCCUGUCUGGCAAUCCAUCCAGGGUAGAGGAAUUUUAGAGGUGGUUGCUAAGCUGAUCAUGGAAUCCUGGAGAGAUGGAACAAAGAAACAGUACAGUACCUACAUUACAAAGUGGCAAACGUUUUGUAAUCAGAGGCAGAUCAGUCACAUUCAACCAUCUGUAGUGUAUGUGCUUGAUUUUCUAACCCUGCUAUAUCAGCAAGGCCUUACAUACAGUGCCAUCAAUACAGCCCAAAGUGCUUUGUCUAGCUAUAUUACUUUAGAAAAUGGGACAUGCGUAGGAAAACACCCUCUAGUACCUCGGCUAAUGUGAGGCAUUUUCCAGGAAAAACCACCGAGACCUAAGUACACGGAAAUUUGGGAUGUGUCCAUUGGUCUUUAAUGCCUUUAGUCUUUAUCCCCUGUGGAUAAAUUGUCCUUGAAGGAACUUACGCUGAAACUCCUUGUGCUUAUUCUAUUAGACCGUUGUAUUAUUCUAUUAGACCGUUCAUUUGCUAAGCAUCGACCACAUGGUCUCUGUGAAUAAUUGCUAUACUUUUCAGAUUGUUAACCACUUAAAACAAAGCAGACCAGGUGUCAAAAACCCUCUUGUAGAACUCAGACCUUUCAAGGAUGAGACUGUGUUGUAACAACAUUAAAGGAGUACCUAACGAGGACACAAUCCUUACGGUGGUCAGAAAGCCAAUUGUUUAUUACUGCUUAUACUGCUUUUGUAAGAAUUUCACAUAAACAAGGAAUCUCAGCACUUCUACAAAAUUAAUAUAUAUUGGCUGUCUCCCUCACCCUCUUUUCAAAAGAGGUUAAUUGUUAAAAAUUGUCAGUCGAGUAUUUAAAUUAGGUGUUAAUAUAUGACUAAAUUAUUCUUGGUGUUAACGCACUCUGUCCAAGAAUGUUUUUCCAAUCCGUGAAAUUACCCAGCCCCCACUACAAAAUUUGAAUCGUUGGCUCAUAAUAUUGUAAAAUGAAAGUAUUAUGAGUCCUAUGGUUAAAAAUCUUAAACAUUUGGUUAUGCAAAAUAUUACCAGUAUAACAAAUUUCCCUCAUGUUAAUUAACAAAAUUGAAGGGUACAUUUCAGCCAUUAAUUUACUGUGCAGUACCAACUGUUUAGCACGUAUGGGACAAAGUUCCUUUAUUUUCUAUCUUCAGCUGAAAAACCAGAUUGCAGCAUUGUAUAGCUUAAGAGCCAAAGGCACCAAAGCCUUUGAAAUUGAUGAUACCCCUUUGGGCUGGAAAGCAAUCGAAGACCAGUACCACCGUGACAAAGCUAGAAGGGAACAGGAUUGUGUUCCAAAAGUCCCCAAUUUUAAGUACAACAAUGUGUAUCGUGAUGUGUGGACCCGCCUUCACGUCCUACCAGCCAAGAUCAUGCCGGUAACAAUAACUUUACGUUAGGUGGUUUCGUGUAAUGUAACUUGUUACGUUACACUGUUCCUGCACUUGUAGUAUCUCAGCCUGAAGAGUUUACUCAAAGCAUUCAUGAUCUCUAAAAGUAUUCUGUGUUAGAAACCAAAUAAUAAUGUUUAAUUCCUGAAAGAUUGAAUCUACAGCUGUACCAUUGACUCAGAUAUGAACCGAAGGUAUUGGAAAACUAAAUUUGCUCCAAGUAGACCCUGGAAACAUGUCUUUGCUGUAUUUAUUACUUUUGCUUUCAGCAAAAGUACAUGAUAAGUGCCUUAAGAGGUUAUUCUGAAUCUCAACCUAUGCCACCUGAUGCCACCUCCGUUAAGAAGACUGCCGAUUACCUGGAGGCAUGUAACCAGAUUUUUGAAAGGGGAAUUCUCAGCAGACAAAGAGUAAAAGGAAUGAACUCCCCUGUGAUAGAGAACAUGAAAGAUGGCUUUCAGUUUUUUGCGGAUUUGUUUCAAAAGCACAAAGAGAGAGGUAAAUCUAAAUUUUGGUCUAUAAAAGUCUACCUGUUAAACAGAGUGCAAAGUGUUGCUACUAUGUGUGUCAGAUUAUACAGAACACAAGAGAAGUCACAAAAUAAGUAGACUGACCGCAAGCUGUGCUAAAUGUUAUUUCUUAUUAGAGUUUCAUGGUUCUUUCAAAGAAACUAUAUACUAUAUACUGUAUGACUGUUAUCAUUGCAGAAAAGAAAAAACUAACAUAUCAUUUUAAUUUUCAAGUGGUCAAUAAAGAUUUUUACAUAAAUAAGAUCAUUCGAUAAUCCCAAUAAACUUUUAACAAUCUUUUGAGUGAAUAAAGAAAGAUUUUAUAUUUUUGCAUUAGCAUAAUUCAGCAAAAGAAUUUUCGCUAAUUGUAAAGAAUUAUUUGUUUUCGAUAAAAUGCGAUAGAUAUCCGCUUUAAUGAGUAUUCUGAUUAAUGCAAAACAGAAUGCUUUCUUUCUCAGCUAUAAUGUUUGUGCAUUAAUUUUAUCAGCCAACAUUGUUAUAUUGUUACUAUAUUAUUCAUACUUUUCGCUCUGUUUAGUUUACAGGGACAAUUCAGUGAAGUCCAGACAAAAGAAUUUCCUGGCUUGGCAGGUAUUAUAGGAAUUUAUUAAUAAUUAAUUGAAUUAUUUUUCAAUUGUGAUAAGUGAAGUUAAAACACUUGACCAGUCGGCUAUUUACUCCCAGCUAAAAUGUGGUCACUGUUUAUGCCUUUAUAAGUACAUUUUUCCCAUUGAAAUGUAUAUUUCAUUUUAUUCUUUUGGAAAAUUAAAGGGUGCCCAGAAUAAAUACCCAAGUGACCACUGAUAAACCGCAAUGUCCUCCUUCCAACAUACUUUUUGAAUGACUGUUUAUCAAAAGGAGAAUUUGGCAACAGACUAGAGUCAUUUCAAAACUUCAAUUCCACACCUUAUAUUGUGUCAUUAUAAAUUUUGGUUUUGUUCGUUUUGUUUAGACAUGGGAUCUGCUUCAGAUCAUGGUCAGCUCAUUUCUCCACUACAGCGAGUCGUUCGUCUAUCAUGUCCCUGCUGAAGAAGGCUAUUUCAUUGCCUCAAUUAGAAUUAAUGGCAGUGGGAUCGAGUCCUUCUUCAGCAAACUGAAGUUUGGAGCCUGGGGACAGCUAUCUGCAAUCAACUAUGGAAGUGGAGUGGCAUGCAUCCAGGCCAAAACAGAGGUUGAUCGUGUGACAGCUUCUGCCAAAAGCUAUAGAGAUGAGUCUGUCAUUGUACAAACCACUCUAGUCUUGCCUCAAAGUGAUGUGGCAGUUCAUGUUGAAGGGCGGAGUAAACCAUAUGGGUUCUCUUUUACAGAAUUUUUGUUUCCCUUCAACAUUAGUCAGUCCUGCUUAGGAGGGAGAAAUGGGAGCAAUGCAUGUAUCCUCAUUGCGAUUUUUGUUGGUAACUAUUUUUUAAGAAACAUGCUCCCAAAUAUCAGCUCCAUUGUCUUGCCUGUGGAGUGGAGUUCGGCAGUUGUGAACUGCAUAAAUGAUGGCAACACACUUUAUGAUGCCGUGUUCGAAGGCCAGAGCAGCAUUAGGGGUUUAUGGGUCCCUACCAUGAUACAAAUGAGGUUAUUGUCUUUGGAGCCCUCUGAUUGGUUGUGGACAAUCAGAGAACAUCGGAAGUCGGAAGUCGUCGGAGAUCAUCGGAAGUCAAUGUAG